Adineta steineri is the source of this 1191-nucleotide messenger RNA. The record is from the annotation of a GenBank genome assembly. Lineage: Eukaryota; Metazoa; Rotifera; Eurotatoria; Adinetida; Adinetidae.
AUGAUCUGGUCGAAUCGUGAUAAUUAUGUCGGUCAUUGGAUUGACAGCAAGAUGCAUGGAUUAGGUACAAUGCGAUAUGCGGAUCGCAGAAUAUAUACUGGUGGUUGGUUAAAUGGCAGGAAAUCGGGUCUGGGUGCCAUGGGUUGGUCUAAUGGCACAAAAUGUGAUGCUGAUUGGAUUGAUGAUGACGCAGUUUGUGAUGCCAUUUGUUUUCCACAAUGUUCGAAUGGUGGAAAAUGCACUGGACCAAACUCUUGUACCUGUACAUCAUUCUGGACUGGACCUCGCUGUGAAACACAACCAAAAUUCAACAAAUGGAAGCAAGAUGCCAUCACUGUGGUUGGUGGAAAUGGAUGGGGACAACAAUUAAAUCAACUCGAUUACCCUUCUGGAAUCUUUAUUGAUAAAAAGAAAAAUAUUUUCAUUGCUGAUAAUCGUAAUCAUCGUAUUGUUGAAUGGAAAUAUAAUGCAAAAGAAGGACAAAUCAUUGCAGGUGGAAAUGGCAAAGGAGAUCGAAUGGAUCAAUUGAGUUAUCCGACAGAUGUGAUUGUUGAUCAACAAAAUUAUUCGAUCAUCAUUGCUGAUCGUGGGAACAGACGAGUGAUUCAAUGGUUGAAUCAAAAUCAACAAAUUCUGAUUGAGAAUAUUGACUGUUAUGGCUUGGCAAUGGAUAAACAUGGAUUUCUUUAUGUUUCUGAUCUCGAGAUAAAUAAAGUGAGAGUGAGACGAUGGAAAAUGGGUGAAUAUAAUGAAGGUGUUAUAGUGACAGGUGGAAAUGGACAAACAAAUCAACUAACUACUCCAGAUUUUAUCUUUGUUGAUGAAGAUCAAUCUGUUUAUGUAUCAGAUUCUUACAAUAGUCGUGUGAUGAAAUGGAAAAAAGAUGCAGAAGAAGGAACAAUUGUGGCUGGAGGGAAUGAUUAUGGAGGAAAUCUCAAUCAAUUGUCUUAUCCUCAAGGAGUAAUUGUUGAUGAUUUAGGUCAAAUCUAUGUGGCAGAUUAUUGGAAUCAUCGAGUAAUGCGCUGGUGUGAAGGAAAAAAAGAAGGUGAAAUUGUUGUUGGUGGUAAUGGUGAAGGAAGUCAAUCAAAUCAAUUUAAUGGUCCCCGUGAUUUAUCUUUCGAUGAUGAAGGCAAUCUUUAUGUUGUUGAUUAUUAUAAUAAUCGAAUUCAAAAAUUCGAAAUUAUAUUGUAA